CGACUGCUCUCCACGCUCCUAAGUCCUCACACUACUUAAACGCGCCCCCUUAGUUUUAUUUUUUGUCGUCUUUCUCCGAUUCAGUUGGUUUAUUGUUAUUGGGAGACGGGGGACCUUCAGCUGCUUGGCGGAGUCGGAGACCACAGACAAGAAUAGACUCUCCUCUUCGUGCAGAGAGAGAGCGCGAGAGUCAACCCUUUUGAGUCUCUGAUACUCAAUCUCUGCAAAAUCUUCAAGGGAGCGAAAAUGAGCUCAGUGUUACAGGGUUUUACGAAGUCGCUCGCCAUCACUGUGCUAUCGGAGAUCGGAGACAAGACGUUUUUUGCCGCUGCGAUAUUGGCAAUGCGUCACCCAAGGAGAUUUGUUUUGUCUGGUUGCCUAGCGGCGUUAAUUGUGAUGACUAUUCUUUCUGCCCUUGUUGGUUGGUCUGCUCCAAAUCUUAUCUCUCGUAAGUGGACUCAUCACAUAACAACAUUGUUGUUUUUUGGAUUUGGGUUGUGGUCACUGUGGGAUGGAUUCAGGGGUGAUGGGGAGGCCGAAGAGUUGGCUGAAGUUGAGGCAAAAUUGGAUGCUGAAUGGAAAGCUAAUAAGGGAACAACAAAAGUCAGCAGCAAGGCUGAUGAUGAUUUGAAAAAGAAGAGGCGGCAAUUUCUCUCACAGUUCUUCUCUCCCAUAUUUUUGAAGGCAUUUUCCAUCACUUUCUUUGGCGAGUGGGGUGACAAGAGCCAGCUCGCUACCAUUGGUUUAGCCUCAGAUGAGAAUCCGUUUGGGGUGGUUCUCGGUGGAGUUCUGGGCCAGGCAUUAUGUACCACAGCCGCAGUCCUCGGAGGAAAGAGCUUGGCAUCUCAAAUAUCGGAGAAAUUAGUUGCACUAUCGGGUGGAGUUCUUUUCCUUGUUUUUGGGAUCCAGUCCUUUCUUUCAACGGCGGAGCCUUAGUAUCAAUCAUCUGGCUAAUGGGAGUGAAAGCGGGUUUUGGUGAAUUGGGAACUCUUAAGACAAUAAUUGAAUUGUCAAUUGCUGAUUGAGAUUAUCAUUUUCAAGGAGUCUGAUGAGAUCUCAUCAGAACUGACCAAUUCAAAGCUAUGAUAUUUUUUCGGAAGGCCAGGGAUAAGUUCUACUGUUGGUGUUCUUAGCAUGGUUGAUAGUACUGUUUCCUUUUCUUUCUGCUAUUGUCCAAGGUCUAGACUUGCCAUUUUGAGAAUCUCAAGCUACUAUAUGUAUGUUAGUUCGUUAAAAUAAAGUUCUAUUCGCGUGUUCUCUCUCGCA
This is a messenger RNA of Tripterygium wilfordii, 1266 nucleotides long. Its product is annotated as GDT1-like protein 4. The coding region runs from base 247 to 936 and encodes 229 amino acids. Lineage: Eukaryota; Viridiplantae; Streptophyta; Magnoliopsida; Celastrales; Celastraceae. Gene Ontology annotation, biological process: manganese ion transmembrane transport; calcium ion transmembrane transport; Golgi calcium ion homeostasis. The record is from RefSeq and is a predicted model, not a curated record. Gene Ontology annotation, cellular component: Golgi apparatus. The transcript is spliced from 13 exons. Gene Ontology annotation, molecular function: calcium ion transmembrane transporter activity; manganese ion transmembrane transporter activity.